AUGACACGAUAUGAGCACGUAUGCGUACACAGCUCGCAGCUGCAGGGAAAAACGAAAACAAUGCACGAGAUGUGGUGUUGGAUAGUGUUACUCAGUUUGUUGUUAGUCAAAGAAUUCGCGUCAGGUAUUAUGCUAACGGAGGUCCGGGUGCCGAAGCACACGAUAAAGGGCCACUCGGUGCGGCUCGAGUGCCACUACGACAUGGAAGGGGAAGCGCUCUACUCGGUGAAGUGGUACAAGGAUGGCCGGGAAUUUUAUCGAUAUGUGCCAAGAGACGAUCCUCCCGGGACGCUGUUCCCGCAGCCGGGCACCGCGGUGGACCUGCUUAAUUCGACCAGCGAGCAAGUGGUGCUGGAUCCGAUCGAUCUCGCCUCCAGUGGCAAAUAUCGAUGCGAGGUAUCGGCCGAGGCGCCCUCCUUCCAGACGGUCUCGGACCACGGCGAAAUGCUGGUAGUCGUGCUUCCCGAGGAGGAUCCGUACAUUACGGGCGGCAAGCCGCGGUACCAGAUUGGCGAUAUCGUGCGCGUGAACUGCACAUCUGGCCGCUCGAAGCCGGCCGUCCAUCUGACCUGGUACAUCAACGGCGAGGCGGCGGACAGUGCGCUGGUGCGGCGCUUCGAGCCCAUCGUGUCCGGAGGGCCGGACAAGCUGGAAACGUCCGUGCUGGGGUUGGAAUUCCGUGUUAAGGCGAAACAUUUCAAGCGAGGCGAUAUGAAACUGAAGUGCCUCGCGACCAUCUCGACCGUGUACUGGAAGAGCAACGAGGAGAGCGUGGAGGGCGAAAAGAUCCAAAAAGCGCCAAUGCUCGAGUCCCGCCGGGCCGUUUCCACCGACACGCGAGCGGACCGAGUUCAAGCGGCGAGCAAUGAUGCACUGGCGAAUAAAUAUUCAUCGGGGCUGAAUUUUGCAUUACGCGUGCUCGGAUUGCUGCUGGUCGUGAGCGGCGUCGGCGGCCUCGGAUCCGUCUGGCCCUCGCCCGGCACCACGGUGGCGGCCGGUCCGUGGCUGCACGGCUCCUAAACCCGCUGCAACCGCUGCCGAACUACGUGAACAUGGCGAACGGCGCGCACUCUUCAGCUGUAACAAUUUUAUUAUCAUUCACUAUAAUACAUUCCGUCCCGUCAAGAAGCGCGGGGAUCGACCCUUUUCGACCCCUCCGAGCAGCGACUCCAGCAGCGUGACCGAACGAGCGGUGGUGAAGCGCACUGGUGGUGGUGAGCGUCGUGGAUUGCGCCUGGAAGCCUGCACACCGAGGACGACGACUUACUCCCGCCAGCAGCUGUCUGUCAGCGGAAGGAAGCACCGAAUUAGAGGCCCGAGCCCCGGACAUGUGGGGAAUCCUCGAGUCCUGCGUCCGGACGGACUACUGCUGCUGAUGAUGAUGCAUAUCACGCCACCGCCACGACUGAAAUGCAGACCUGAACCGCGCGAACACACCCCAAAGAAACACCACCGUUUCGAGGGGUAUUCGGUGGCGCAGACUGGCUCUCUAUUCCCCCGUCCCCCUCGCCCGCCUGGCAACACUAAUGAUCUCAUCGACACGAACACACUUCUCAAUUAAUGAGGGGCCACAGAAGCCCAAAGGAAGGACUUUUCCGCGGAACCGGGAACCGAUUAGGAUGUACAAUCGGCGCCCAACUCGCCCAAUGGCCGCGCGUGUAUUUCCCACACGAAACGAGACGCCAAAAAAGGAUUAAACAAACGAAAUCAUAUCAACGUACACGACCACCACACAACGACACAAUGAAGUAAUAUCUCGAUGUGCUUUUUCACUGUUUUCACUCUCCACACCACUCCCAAAAACAAACCAAAAUGGAGGACAAAAAAAAGAUGGCGCCAAAAAACGAGGAAGGACGAACGCGAAUCGAAAACAUAAAACAUAUCACUCCAGUGAAUAUUUGAAAAUUUAAACGAAACCAAACGAAAAAACAAAACGGAAAACGGAAAACACUUUUCGCUCUUUUAUCAUCGUGGAUAAGUCUGUCUGUCUGUCUGUGUGUGUGCGUGCGUGCGUCUGUGAGUGAGUGUGUCACCGCGAACCCCGUGCCACACACGUCGUGCUCGCCGAUUCUCUCCUGCGUGUAAAUAAUGUUUGUACAUAUUGUAAAACUGAUGGGUCCGGCGCCCGGCCGGUUGGCUGGUUGGUGGCCCCCCUCGAGACUCUCGUUGGCAAACUGUUUUUUCCUUAUAUUUUCCUUGUCAUGUGCAAUUUUAGAUAAAACAAACGUCUGAAAGCAGCAAAAAGUCAGUCAAACCCCAACACACAAAAACACACACACACGAAACACAGUACACGCACACAUUACGCAGCAAACGACUACGAACUACUAACUACUAAAACCUACUGCAAACCUAAUAUAACAACUACUCGGCCGUACUCGGUAAAUACUCUUCUAGUGAAAAUUGUUACUUCUCCGGGGGGGGCGUACGGUGCACGGGGUGCGCCGUAUGCGCCCCGCAGGAACGAUGAACGGGGUGAAUGAAUG
Messenger RNA from Anopheles cruzii, 2486 nucleotides. RefSeq lists its product as uncharacterized. Bases 1 to 1020 code for a protein of 339 amino acids. The transcript is spliced from 6 exons. The record is from RefSeq and is a predicted model, not a curated record. Lineage: Eukaryota; Metazoa; Arthropoda; Insecta; Diptera; Culicidae.